Molecule: messenger RNA, 889 nt
Organism: Eutrema salsugineum
Lineage: Eukaryota; Viridiplantae; Streptophyta; Magnoliopsida; Brassicales; Brassicaceae
Exons: 2
Coding region: 141-653 (170 amino acids)
Source: RefSeq, a predicted model, not a curated record
AGGCCCAGACCUUUUCGAAUCAGCGUCGCAGUUCCUUUCUCGUCUUCGUUUUUCACAGCUUUUGACGAUUGCUAGCGAGGAGAGAAUCGCCGAUUCCUUCUUGAUCGUCUUCUCCUACCAGGUUUCUCCAACUCGGUAAUAUGGACAAUUUCUCGAUUUAUAUCAGUCCGGGGCUGAUCAAACAGUUAGCUGAAGGCAACGAUCAACCAAAGAGGAAGGCGAAGAGAAUCAAACCCAAAGUCUCACCACAGAGCAAGGCAGAUCAAGCAAAAACACACCACGAUGCUGCAGAGAAACCAAACCCAAUGGCAGUGCAGCCACCUUUCUUCUUCCCAAUACCUCAACAAGCAGCAGCAAACACGGAGUUGGAAGCGAUAAAAUCCGUUGUGAAAGAGAGUGAGAAGGUUCUUGAGAAGAUCGAGAGACAAGAAAAGAACAUUACUCAUGAAGUGACAGAGAGGGCCAAGGAUCUGAGGGAGAAAGAGUUUAAGAUCCCGGAACCUAAACCAAUGCCUUGUUCAUCGGAGAACGAAGCGUGGAUGAAAUGCUACAAGGAGAACAUUGACAACCCGUUGAAAUGUAGCGAUCUGGUUAUGAGAUUCCGGGAUUGCUCUCGCUGGUCCAAACAGCAAGCGAGUUCUAAGAUGGCUUAGAGAUAAAUGAAAAAGAUUCACGAAGACUUUUUUGGAGAUAAGAAGGGGAAGAUUGUUUGUUUUAAAUCUUUCUGAGAUCUUAUGAAUGAUCAGAAGAAUGAACUUGUUUCCUUGUUAUUACUUGAAGCAAAAAAGAAAGAACAAAUAAGUAGAAUCUGUGAUUAUAUUCAUGAGAUCAAACUUGCAAAACUGUGUUCUUGAGUUACUAGAUUGGCUAAUCUCCAAGGAUUUUUUUU